UUUUUUAAAAAUUGUUGGAUAUAAUGGAAUUAAAGAAAUUUUUACGAAAUUUGAACUUGCGAUUAAUUAUGAAGAUUUUGGUUUAAAAAAAGAAAAAAUGGAAGAAAUUAUAGAAAUAGAAAUAAAUGAUUAUAUAGAUCCAAAUGAAAGAAGAAUAAUAGAAAAGAAUCAAGUAAAAAGCGAAGAAACAUUAUCUGAAAUUUUUGAAGAUAGUAAUUAUGAAAACAAAGAGUUAAAAGGAAGGAGUGAACAUGGAAGUGAUGAGAUAAAACAACGUAAAAGUAAAAAACAAUUAAAACGUGAAAAGCGAUUGAAAAAAGAAAUAAAUAAAGGAAAAUAUACUUUAGGUAGUUUUUAA
Messenger RNA from Meloidogyne enterolobii, 358 nucleotides. Lineage: Eukaryota; Metazoa; Nematoda; Chromadorea; Rhabditida; Meloidogynidae. The record is from the annotation of a GenBank genome assembly.